This is a messenger RNA of Funneliformis caledonium, 318 nucleotides long. Lineage: Eukaryota; Fungi; Glomeromycota; Glomeromycetes; Glomerales; Glomeraceae. The record is from the annotation of a GenBank genome assembly.
UGUCCAAAAUGUCAUGUAUCGUUCACAAAAGCUGAUGGAUGUAAUAAAAUGACAUGUAGAUGUGGUUACGUUAUGUGCUAUUUAUGUAGAAAAGAUUUACGACAAGAAUCUUACGCUCAUUGUCAAAAAUGUAAGAAGUGUAAUAAAUGUGAUUUAUAUAAAACUGAAGACGAAGAAAAGGUUAUCAGGGAAGCUGCUACAAAGGCUCGUAACGAAUUUUUAAAGUCUCAUCCUGAGGCGAGGGAUGUAAGUCUUUUAGAAAAUACUUCUAUCGGUCCUGUCGCUACUGAAAGUAUGUAUUCAAAAUUUUAUUUGUGA